Messenger RNA from Myripristis murdjan (pinecone soldierfish), 3307 nucleotides. RefSeq names its product centromere protein T (gene cenpt). NCBI's taxonomy places the organism in Eukaryota, Metazoa, Chordata, Actinopteri, Holocentriformes, Holocentridae. The record is from RefSeq and is a predicted model, not a curated record. The transcript has 13 exons. Gene Ontology annotation, molecular function: DNA binding; protein heterodimerization activity. Gene Ontology annotation, cellular component: kinetochore. Bases 316 to 2826 code for a protein of 836 amino acids. Gene Ontology annotation, biological process: mitotic cell cycle; kinetochore assembly; chromosome segregation.
UCGCGAGAUUUCACUUGAAUGUAAGGCGGGAUGGAGCUACGGAGGAGACAGCUCAACUGAGAGAAAACAUGUAAUGUUACAGCUUUAGAUAGUCAACAAUGGCGUGGUAACCUCGGUAAUUAUUCAGUGUCUGUGAUAAAUACGUCUUUAAAUCAGCUUUGUUUGACUUAUUCAGCGAAAUCGACUGGUUUAUACGGAGCGUCAAUACCAGCGUUACAAACUGAGCGUAUCCAAACACAGUGAACGUUAAUGUUAUAGCUACACAGUUAGCUGAAGUCAACGUUAGCUAACCAGCUGUGUUAGCACGGCCUCCAAAUGGAUACUACGGAAGAUUUGUCUGCUCGGGUCCUGCUGAAAAAUGUCCUUUACACCGAAGCACCCAGGACUCCUGUCACCCGCAGUACCUCCCAAGCACAGAGGGCCAGCAGCGGAGCCCGGCGCAGCAGUAGAUUGAGUGGGAAGGAUGCCGGUGCCCAAACCCCACAACAGAUCCUCAGACGGAGCCUGAAACAUAAGCUCCGCGAGAGUGCCUCCAGGAUGUCCCUGCCUCCAAGUAACGUUAACAGAAGAACCACCUUGGCUGCGCUCAGAAAAUCAAACACACAUGCACCGGCCACAGCCUCGCUCCUCUGCGACGAAGGUGUCACUCCAAGGCACCUGCUCAGGAACAUCUUGCAGACAGAGCCCGAGUCGUCCAUGCUGCUCCAGGAGAAAGCAGUGCGGAAGGAGCCACAGCUGCCUUCAGCCAAUUCUAGCAUGAACAGCAACCGUCCCAGUACUGGGCUGUCAGAACUGGAUCUUCCCGAUUUGACAGUAGCCAACACAGUUGGCACUGUAAGGGGACUGAAAAGAAAGAGACCACGUCGCAGCCUUAAUAUAACCGCUUUUGAGAAACGGCUUAAAGACAGCAAUGAUGAUGAAAAGGAGGAUGAAGAAUCAGCAGAUGACUUGUCCUCGCUGUCUUCCAGUUUGUCAAGUUCUGCUACACUAAGUCUGAAAACGCCCUUUGUGGAUGUUCGAACCGAGAAAAGGGGCCUUCAAAGAAAGAUUCCUAACCGCCGAAAAAUCACCAUAGAAGAAUUUGGCGCUGGUAUACAUAAAAGGCAGAUGGGUGGGGAUCCUGGGGCGAGCAUUGGGAUGGUGGAGCGGGCUCUCAGCGAGACAGCUGUGUCUGAGGGCUUCACCCUUGGCCUGAGCGACCUCAUUGAACCUGACCUCACCACCGACAUCGUAAACCAUAACACAGCCCUCUAUGCCCAGCCUGAGACUGCCGAAUCAAACCUCUCCAUCGUUGCAACACAGGACAAACCCACGGUCAUGGCGUCUCAGCUUCAGAGAGACAUGGGAGAAGUGGAGCACGAGGACGCUGCGGCUGAAAUUCAAACAGAUGAAGGUAAUGCUGCGAUGAAGUCUCAGACGGAGGAAGAGGAAGCUGCAGCUGAAUCUCAAACUGAUGAAGAUGAUGCUGUGGUGACGUCUCAAUCUGAGGAAGAGGAAGAGGCUGUGGUUGAAGAUGCUGGUGCGGUCGAGUCUCAAUCCGAGGUAGAGGCUGUGGUUGAAGAUGCUGGUGCGGUCGAGUCUCAAUCUGAGGAAGAGGAGGAGUCUGAGGCUCAAGAUGAUGAUGUGGUCAAGUCUCAAUCAGAGGAUGAGGAAAGAGGGUCUGAAUCUCAAACUGAAGAUGAUGAUGUUGCCAAAUCUCAGUCUGAGGAUGAGGAGGAUGCAGCUGAAUCUCAAACUGAUGAAGAGAGUGCAGCGACUGAGUCUCCACCUGAGAAAAAGGAAAUUGGAGCUGAAUCUGAAACGGAUGAAAAUGAUGCUACAGGCAGAUCUGAACCUGUGGAAGAGGAGGCUGUGUCUGAAUCUCAAACUGAUGAAGAGGAUGACGGGAAGCGGGAAGGGGAGGAUACUGAGCAGGCGACCAAACAUCUGCCACAUGUUGCAGAGCACAUCAGUCGAAGGGCUUAUCGCUCUGUGGGCGGAUUCAUUAUGCCCUUUCCAGAGGCUGAGUGGUCUGGAAAGUUCAAAAGACACAGUGCUGGUGCCAUGUACAACAACCUGGACUUAAGAAACAGUAUGAGUCAUCCUCAUGGUGGGAUCCACGACUUUGCACCGUACUUACCUGAAGGAAGAGCCGGUGAACGUCCUAAUAUUGCAGAGCCCAGCCCUGAUGUUGAAAUAGAGAACAUGAGUCAUCUGCAGUUGAGCGAAGAUCUGGAAGACAGCAAACUCCUGAGCGCUGACCCCGAACAGAAUGCUGCUCAGAGCCCUGCACACCAGGAGGAGGAGUGGGAGGACGAGGAAGGUCUGAGUGAUGUGAGCGAAGAGCUCUCCAUGAAGACCCCUGCUUUUGUCCGAGAGAAAAGGAAUUUUUUCACCUCUGACCCCUUGGCCUCUCCGACGGUUCUUAAAAACAUUGAGACCAGUGUUGCAAAUAAAAGUUUACCAGCAGCCAAACCUAAGAAGGUGAGGGCAAAGCGGACUGGACCAGCCAAGAUGGAACCAGGCCUUCCCAAGAACUACCUUAUGGGUGUGUUCAGACACUUCGCCAAGACAAAGGUGGCUCCAGACGUGUACCCAGUUCUGAAAGAGAUAAUGGAUAAAUUCUUUGACCGACUGGCAGAGGACUUGGAGGCGUAUGCCUUGCACGCAAAGAGGAAAACCAUUGAAGUUGAGGAUGUUGAACUUCUUCUGAAAAGGCAGGGCCAUGUGAAUGACAAGGUGCCGGUCGAAGUGCUGAUUGAGAAAUAUCUUCCCAUGGAGUAUCGCAAGCUCCUGAUCCCCAUCGCAACCAGUGGCAAUGUUGUCAUCCCUAAACAGAGGAGAUGAGAUGCUUUACACAUUACUUUUUAUCACUUUCUUUGUAGGGACUGCUACAAAUUUUGAUUAGAUUGUGCAUUUGAGUGCAUGAGUAAUGUCUCCACUUUUAAGGCUGUUAAGUUCCCAGGAAUAUUAACCAUGUCUGCUUGAAUAGUGUAAAUAUCUUUGAACAUUCUGUACCUUGUUGUCCUAUUUUAUUUGUUUCAAACUGUCUAUAUAUCCUUAAUUGUGUAUUACCUGCUAAAAGAGAGCUUUUCUGUACUUUCUGUUUAAUGACAAGUGGGAAGGUUUUUAUCAAAGCAGUGGCUUGAUGAUGCUUGGCAGCAAUGGCUGUUUUUUGGUAUGGCCACAUAAGGUUGCAUGGACACUGACAUGCCUCAACUUCCUUAACUGUCAUUUCAGUGUGUUACCUUCCCUUAUAGCCUAAAAAAAUGUGCAGACUUGUACAAUGGUGAGAGAAAUCUUGAAAUAAAAUUCAGCUAUGAUUUCC